Molecule: messenger RNA, 1782 nt
Organism: Sodiomyces alkalinus F11
Lineage: Eukaryota; Fungi; Ascomycota; Sordariomycetes; Glomerellales; Plectosphaerellaceae
Exons: 1
Coding region: 278-1681 (467 amino acids)
Source: RefSeq, a predicted model, not a curated record
UACACCUUUGCAGGAUUUGGCUUUGACAGGGGACAAGCCAGCUGGGGGUGUAACUCCCCCGAGGCGGGAGCCUCUGGCAACCAUCCUCAGCAACCUACAGUGAUCUACCCCCUUAGUCAAAGUACGCCAGAGCCGCCGUCUCCAUCGUACGUCUGCUUUCGGUGUGGCCUCGGGGGUAAGCCAAUUCCCUCAUUUUCUUAACGAACCAAGAGCCAAACUGACGGGGUUGUCACGCCAUCUUCUUCCAGGACAUUUUAUCAAUGCAUGCCCCACGAACAUGAUCCCUAGCUAUGACACCCCGCCGAGGCAGGACUACAGAUGCACGUUAUGUGGCCUGAUAGGAGACCAUCACUUCGCCGUCUGUCCCGAGAACAAGCACCCCAACUCGCUUACGCAACAACGAAAGCGAGCCAAUCUCACAACAAGCUGUAACCUUAAGUCCGCCAUGCGUCUGAAUGGGAAGCAAGCGGGGGACAUUCCGAUGGGCGGCCAAUGCUCGGACGACGUAUUGGCACGUCCAGACAAACAGCUCCAGCCAUCUGGAGCUGAUCAAGCCUUGACACCGGAGGUGCAUAAAGCCGAACCUUAUACCAACCCGGAGAGGCUGCUGUAUCGACAACAGACCACGGACAAGUCCCCGUCCUCCCACUCUGCUGACGAUGACCUUCUGUACAAGCCAAAGAAGAUCGGAGGCCCACUGUUCUCUGGCACUAAUAUCUUACACCUUGGUACCGGAAGGAAACGGGAAAGGGAGGAUGAGGAUAAUGAAGUCGAGAUGGGCCGAACUGAGAACAAAAAGACCCGUAGAGGGAGGCGCAAAAACAACAAACGUCCUCCUCAGAACACUCACCCAAAAGAAGCCAGCCCCCCUUUAUCCAACCAAUUAUCUGUACCGGAGACUCCCAUUUCCAGUCAUGGAAUGGGAACUACCGACGGCCGGCUCUCGCCAUGGUCGCCCUGGGAUGAUCCGGAAUUUGCGACUUCCGUAAGGGGAAGGGGGGGGGCUCAAGCCGCACGACGUAGCACCGCCAGCCCGGGGACCCACGGGCCCGGGGCUGUAGGUCGCGGUGAAGUGGAAAUCACUGAUGAACUGCCCGACUUGGAUGCCCAAGUAGAUUGUUUCCUGGACGACUUGGCCAAGGAUGUUGUACUGGAUGGCGGCCUGGAACCUGCAAGCACCAAGCAGAAGAUACCCUGCAACGAGCUAACUGACACUGCCGUUGGUUCACCGGCCCAUGGUAUGCGGUUCUCCAUCGGUCAUGGGGGUGUCAUGGCUUCUGCUUCUCUGAACGCAGACCAAAUCGACGCUCCCAUGUCCGAUCCCAUGUCCGACAGCUCCGAGCAAGGUAGUUCGACCGGAUGCCCUACCCAGGAUGCCGAUGUUGGCCUCGCAGCAGACGCCACCAGCAGACACGUCAGCUCACGGGGCAGCUCAACGUCCGGCCGUACGCUGGCGCAGGAUUCGUCCUCUGAUGCCUUCGUACUCGACCUCUUUCGGGGCCGGGAACGUCGCCAUAUCCAUCAGGUUAAGCGCAAGUCCGCCGCUGAAAUGUAUGAAGAGGACGAGCAUAUGGAGGCUCCGAAAAGCCUCGAUGAACUGAGGGUGGAAGACCCGGCCUUGAAAGACCGGGGCAUGCAAGACCGCGGUGAAGGCACGCCUCGAGUGUGCCUAGAACCAUGAUCUGGUGAAGAUAUUUCUUUCGUGCGCUUUUCUGCCACGAUCCUUCUCUUGUCAGUGUCCAGCUGGCAAUAGAGACACAUCUCUUCAUCUGCUCGUUAUAG